AUGUCGCCCUCGCCGUCUGCGAACUCCACACUGCUGGCGGGGAGCAAGAACCUCUCAGUUGCUGUGGAGGGUUCUAAGUUGUUUAUCUACAGCGAUCUCUCACAAGAUUUUGGUGUGAGCUCCUCUGGGAAGAGUCUUAUCAUUGCCAGUUCUAGUGGCAACAAGCCCCUUGGCGCCACAAAUGCUUUUUUGGGUCUCAAUUUGUACUGUAAAAGCGCAGAGAAGCGCAUGCUGACGAAGGAUGCAACCUCAGAAUUGCACGAGAUGACCGCAAUGGGAAACUACUGCGAGUGGCGCAUUGAAGGACAGACGCUCUGUAUAAUGAUCGACUUCAACAAUGUUGGUGACAAAGUGGCCACGACGGGCAAGUCUGUGUUGCUUGCUUCCUCUGGAGGAAACAAGGCGGUCGGGAAAACAGGAAUAAUGUGCGGGCUAAACUGUUAUGUGCCGCUUGGCAAGGAGUUCUGCAUUGAGAAGCUUUCAACGGUUGUUGAGCGUUCCACUGUUGCAGUAGGAGAUGCGGUGAAUGUGGGCGACGGUUUUGUCGUUGAGGUGGAAAGCAGGACGCAGGUCACCGUGCACUGUGAGAGUGAGAAACCAAAGGCGGGGGUGGUGAUCGCCAUGCCCCCCUUUACGCUUAACGGCGAGGUGACUCUCGCGAUGAUGGUGAAGUGGGUUGACAAAAAACGAAGAACCCAGGGGGGGUCGUCAGAGCACACGGAGGAGGGAUUUGUCGCCGUAUCUUCUAAGUGGAAAAACAUUUUGCUGCGACGCGGGGUAGUGAAGAAGGGGGAGGACGGUGGCGGUAAUAUCGAUCUCCAUCUUCGCUUCGAUCCCACGCAGAGCUUUGGUCGCUCCACCUCGGGUAAAUCCAUGACAGUGGCAACCUCUGCUGGCUGGAGUGAUGUUGGUGAUGGAAUAUUCAUUAGUUUUAAUGCGUACAGGCCGGCCCCGCAGUUGGCUCAUGCGGAGAUCAAGGAUGCAGUGCAGAAGGUACUUGGGCAGCGAAGCAAGGAGGAGCUAUCCUCUCUUUCUUUCAAGACAAUUAAGGGGGAGGUGGAGGCAGUGUUGGGGUUGAAGGAAAAUGACCUGGGAGACUUGCAAAAACAGGUGAAAGAGGCCGUGGCAGAGCACAUGGAAAGCUUGGUGUCGUCUGACCAGUUUAUGCUAAUCAAGACUGCCGUGGAUGAAGUGCUUGGUGGGCGCUCGCGGGAGGAGGUGGCGACGCUUUCUCUGAAGACGGUUGUGGCGGAGGUUUCCUCAGCGUUGGGAACGGCGCACGGGGAGCUGGAAGAUAUUAAGGAGCAUGUCAAGGCUGCCGUUAUCAUGUAUCUCCGGCGCAAUGUUAAAUAA
This is a messenger RNA of Trypanosoma rangeli, 1353 nucleotides long. RefSeq lists its product as uncharacterized. The transcript has a single exon. Lineage: Eukaryota; Euglenozoa; Kinetoplastea; Trypanosomatida; Trypanosomatidae. The record is from RefSeq and is a predicted model, not a curated record. Bases 1 to 1353 code for a protein of 450 amino acids.